AUGGAAAAAGAUGCAGAAGAUGAGGUUUCAGGAAUUGCUGAACAUAAGGCUCAGCCUAAAGUGUCAAGAGAGAUUGAGGAACAAUUGAAAGAUAGUGCUAAAGAUAUUGACGGAACUUUCGAAAACGUAUCUGAGCUGUCUAAAUCACUAUCAUCUGACAAAUGCGAGAGAACCGUUUUGGGAGAUAAGAUAGAGAGAGAAAGAGAAUCAGAGCCAUUCUCCAAAAUCAUCUCAGACAAUGUUCAGACUACUCUGACUGCCAAACAAUCGAUUGAAAAAGAUGCAAAAGAUGAAGAUUCAGUUAUUGUAGGCAAAGUUAUUGAUAUGACUCAGCCUGAAGUAUCAGAGGAAACUGAGCAAAAAUUGAAAGAUAGUGCUAAAGAUAUCGGAGAAACAUUCGAAAACGUAACUCAACUGUCAAAAUCGCUAUCGUUUGAGAAAUGUGAGAAAGUAGAUGGGCAAGAAAUUAUAGACAAAGAUCAAGUACUAAAAUCAGAGGUAUCUGAAAUGGUUCCAUCGAAGGUUGAAACUGGUUUGAGUACCAUAAAAUCAUUAGGAACAGAUAUAGGAGUGAACGCCGAGGUUGGCCAUGAAGUGUCAAACACGCUAGAAGAUGGGUUGAAGGAUAGUGCCAAAGAUAUUGGUGAAACAUGCAACAACGUAGCUCAACUGUCAAAAUCAAUAUCAUUCGAAAAAUUUGAAGAAUCCGGUACAAAAGAUAAUACAGACGAAGGAAAAGUGGCAGAAUCAGAACCAAUAACUGAAAUUGCUUUGCAAAAGGUUGAUAGUACUCUAAAUAGCAAGGAAUCAUCAGGUAAAAGCUCAGAAGAAAUAGGAGACAAGUUUCCGAAAGAAAAUAGCAAGAAGUUGGAGAGUGAUGUUGAGAAUUCAGCUCAGUUUUCGCUUGAAAAAUGUGAUAAACCAGACGCUGAAAAAAUUGCAGACAAGGAAAGAGUACUAGAAAAAUCAGCUAAGGAUCUUGAUGAAACUUUCAAAACAGUUGAAGAUAUCUCUAAGUCAGUCGUAUUUGAAACGUGUCAAAAGGAUAAAGCUGACGAAAGGAGUUCCGAGCAACAACAUAACAUCGAUGUACACUCUAUUCCAGCAGCAGAAGAUAUGAUCAAAUCCUAUGAAUCAGAAAAAGGUGAAAAAGAGACCAUGGAGAAAGAUAAGUCCACCAAAGAAGUAGAACAUGGCAAAAAUGUCCAAAUGGAAGAAAAGGACGGACUGAAAGUCGCAGAAACUGAAUGUAGGAAACUCUCCGUAUCUGAAGUUGAUGUAUCAUUGACAGAUAACAAGAGCAUUGAAAGUGCGAGUGAAGCAAAAAAAUCCGGUUCGGAUGAACAAAAUACCGAAGAUAAUCUUCUCUACCAUGAAAAACAUAUCCCUGGUGCUAUCACACCACCUACAGUUCCUGUGAGCCCCAUAGUCUUGGAAGAGGUCAAGUUUACCAGCAGGACCGAUGCUUUGAUAAAAGAAGUUGGCUUGAGGAGCUCAACUCCAGCUAGUGAAGACUCGGAAGUUGUCAGUUCCAAUACAGACAUAACCUCUGAACAAUUAUCUAGAAUAGGAAGUCAUAUUAUCCCGUUGGACAGAGACAGCGACGAAGACGAAGAUCAACUAAGCAUGACAUCACAAAUGGCCCUCUCCAGAGAAUCCUCGCGUUGCGAUGACGAAUCCAAAAAAACUGAAGUCGACCCUAUGAGCAUGUCGUUCUACGGUACACUCCCAGAAAAACCCAGCUCCCAAAGAGAUUUGACACCUAGUCACUUAUACGAACUGACCAAAGCUAAAUACUCCAGCGUCCCGAUACCUGACUCCAGGGAAAUUCCACAGCUCAGUUCGAGUGACGUCAUGACUUCUAGCUUCGUCAGUGAGCUGCCUAGCUCCUCACCCAGUCACCGUGUUGGUGACGUCAUGAGUUCUAGCUUCAUCAGUGAACAGCCUAGCGCCCUACCCAGUCACGGUGUUGGUGAUGUCAUGAGCUCUAGCUUCAUUAGUGAACUGCCUAGCUCCUCGCCUAGCCGUGGUGUUGGUGACGUCAUGAGUUCAAGCUUCGUCAGUGAACUGCCUAGCUCCUCGCCUAGUCGUGGUGUUGGUGACGUCAUGAGUUCCAGUUUCAUUGGCGAGUUGCCAUCUUCUAGUGAAGAGAAGAAAGACCCUAUCGAGUCGUGGGGUAAACCUUUGGGCUUACCAACGCCUCCUACGCAUUUGCAUGAAGGGUCGUCUAGUCAUGGAGACCGGUAUGGAAGAGAGGCUAGAGAUGGGUUUGAGGAUGCUGGAUUCGGAUUGAAUCGGGAUAGCGAACAGAGUGAUUUGAUGACUGCCAGUUUCUAUGGGGAGCUGCCUUCUGAAACGAAGGAUCCGAUUGAAUCUUGGGGUAAACCUCUGGGCUUACCAAGCCCAGCGCCCCCUGGCGACAACAAGUCCACCCCGAAGAAAGAAAGAAAACUGCCGGCCAAUGUCACAGCCAAGAACAAACUGAACGACGACAAAAAGAGGGCCGAAUCACCCUCGAAGUUCAACAGAACCAAGCGGGUGAACCCGGUGUACGUGGAUCUGACGUACGUGCCUCAUCACGGCAACUCGUACUACGCAUGCGUGGACUUUUUCAGGAGGGUGAGGGCGAGGUACUACGUGUUUUCGGGAGUGGAGCCUAGUAGAGAGGUGUACGACGCUUUGCUAGAGGCCAAGCAGACAUGGGAGGACAAAGAUCUAGAAGUCACCAUCAUCCCUACGUAUGAUACGGACAUUCUGGGUUACUGGGUAGCCGAAAACGAAGAAACUUUGGCGAAGCUCAAGAUAGAUCUCUCCCCUUCUGCCUCGCGCUGUACCAUCAAUUUGCAAGACCACGAGACCUCAUGCAGCGCCUACAGACUGGAAUUUUGA
Messenger RNA from Phaedon cochleariae (mustard beetle), 2889 nucleotides. The record is from the annotation of a GenBank genome assembly. Lineage: Eukaryota; Metazoa; Arthropoda; Insecta; Coleoptera; Chrysomelidae.